CUUGAACGCUCUCAACACAAUUAUACCACGAUGUCUCAUCCUCAGCAAGCACAACUCAAGAAACUUUGCGCCAAGGGCGAGACCCUUGCAAAGGCGCAGGUAUUGCUACAUGCUGCAUCCAUGAGAACUGGACCAGGGACAGGUUACGCUCUCCGCGACGGACGCGGCUGUCUUCCUGCAAUCUGCGCGUAUAUCGCGUCUGAAGAGCUGGGCAACGCCGACGUCUCCGAAAAGGUGGCUCAAACCGCAUCCUGCCUCGCACCGAAAGACUUCAAGGCGGCCCUGAACGCCGUUCGCGCUGCGCUUGCUUCCCAGACUAGCAAUAACGUGGAAGAAAGCUCUGCACCGUUGACUUACGAGGAUUUGAUUGUGGAGAAGGGGCUCGGGCGAAAGGCUUUCAUGGCAGGCUGCAUGCGGGAUGUCGAGAAGGCACUGGUGGCGAGCCGAAUGUUGCCUAAGGAGCUUCAACUCCCAUGUGAUGUGACUAGGAUUGUUGUGUUCGGAUGGACGUGCGAGAGGCUACUCAAUAUCCGUGGGGUGCGCCGCGCGAAGCUCAUGCAGGAAUUCGAGAUUCCACGGCGGGACUACGAAGACAUCGUGGACAUGCUCGAAUCGUCCUGCCAAGCCAUCGCGCAGGACAUCAAUCGACGAGUCGCCGAGCUUGUAGACACUGUAAAAGCACUACGCCAGGCAUCUUCCGCAACCCCCAGUGGGACGACCUCUCCAACCAAGUCGCCCACCAAACCUUCUCUGAGGGAAGCGGCCGCGAGCGGCACAUUGGCCUCGCCCACGAAGGCAUCCACCCAGAAGCGCAAAGUUGCGUUUGCGAGGUUGGAUGUUGAAAUGGAUGAGCUGGACCUGUUGGACACGCCCUCGAAGCGGCAGAAGAUGACCACCUAUGCUAGCAGAAGCAAAAUCGCUCGUGAUUUGGCUUCACCCGCAUCUGACCGAAUACCAGCGCCUGCAUUCAGACCAACAAUAUUUCCCAAUGCACGGGCCUCGUCGUCAAGAGAUACUUUGGGCCUUUUAGGAGGCAGUGUAUCCAGUGCAGGAGCUCGCCAAGAGCGCGAACAGCCCGCAUCUGAAAACGUUGAUGACGAACGAGAUCAGUCCGAAGCUGCGGAAGACUACUCGCAAGUCGCUCCCUUCCCUCUUAUCCCCGCUUCAACGGCAGAUCCGCGUACUCCUAAGAGGCGGAGGCGGGAUCCACAGACGAUAGAGACACCCCGGAGUGGGACGCGCGGUCGAACUGUGCGUGCGCCGUCACCGAUUCCAGAGCCGGCGUUGCAUGCUCGCUCCCGAAGGUUCCGGCCUGUAUUCCUUGAUCAGGUCCAGUGGUUUGCUCGUGAUCCGAAGAUCGAACGGGAGUGGAAGAUGGUAGAUGGGAGGAGGGGAGUCACGGCAUGAGUGCUGUAGUUUUAGUUGACUCUCAGUUACAGUGUAUACCCUUCGCGUUUCUCUUGGUUAAUCAACAGUUAGGCAUCGAG
Messenger RNA from Laetiporus sulphureus 93-53, 1487 nucleotides. RefSeq lists its product as uncharacterized. Lineage: Eukaryota; Fungi; Basidiomycota; Agaricomycetes; Polyporales; Laetiporaceae. The transcript is spliced from 3 exons. The coding region runs from base 31 to 1407 and encodes 458 amino acids. The record is from RefSeq and is a predicted model, not a curated record.